GAGUUGUGGGAUAUAAUGCUGAAGUAAAUGGCUGGUUUAUAAGUGACUGUUUUCUCUCGUGCAAUCUACACCACCUGUCACUUCUCCGCAGGGACAAACUAACACAAAGAGGAGCAAAGAGGCACAGAAGCGCGUAAUUCCUCUGUGCGUCUUUCCCACGCCAUGCCUUUCAUUCUCUGACCAACAACCUCUUUGGAUGAACUUUGUUUAUCAUGAAGACCACGCGGAAAUGUCGCGCUCUGCUGUCCGUGGGUCUGAACCUCGUAGCUCUAUUUUUCUCCACCACUGCCUUCAUCACCACGUACUGGUGCGAGGGCACCCAGCGCGUGCCAAAGCCCAACUGCAGCAAGCAGCGGCGACACAACUGCAUCGACUACGGUGUUAACGAGACGGACCAGAACAAGGUGCACUACAGCUGGGAGACCGGGGACGACCGCUUCCUCUUCCGCCGCUUCCACACCGGAAUCUGGUACUCAUGCGAGGAGAACAUCCACGAGGCAGGUGAGAAAUGUCGGAGCUUCAUUGAUCUUGCCCCGGCGUCGGAGAGAGGUGUGCUGUGGUUGUCGGUGGUGUCGGAGGUGCUCUACAUCCUGCUGCUGGUGGUCGGCUUCAGUCUGAUGUGCCUUGAGCUUUUCCACUCAAGCAACGUCAUCGACGGACUUAAACUCAAUGCCUUCGCCGCCGUCUUCACCGUGUUGUCGGGUCUCUUGGGUAUGGUGGCCCACAUGAUGUACACUCAGGUGUUUCAGAUCACAGUCAGUCUGGGUCCUGAGGACUGGAGGCCUCACAGCUGGGACUACGGCUGGUCCUUCUGCAUGGCCUGGGGUUCCUUUACCUGCUGCAUGGCCGCCUCCGUCACCACCCUCAACUCCUACACCAAGACGGUGAUCGAGUUCAGGCACAAACGCAAGCUGUUCGAGCAGGGCCUGCGCGAGGAGCAGAACUUCCUGGAUCAGGAGGCCUUCCACUACUUUCGGGACCGCUCCCUGCAGUCCAUCUCCAGCACUGUGGAGGUCUACCCUGGCCACGGCGGAGCCAGAGGCGGGCUCAUAGUCGGGGGACCGUGUCCAGGGCCGGGACCAGGGCCGGGUUCUGGUCCAGGACGGGGCAACAGAGCCACUUCUGCCUCCAUAGACCUGGGGGAGAACACAGACUCGCUGGGGGAGGAGCAGUGCUGAGUAGCGUGGUGAAAGCUCUUUUUGGUUCGAACUGCCCAGGUGUUCUGCCACCGAACCCGAAAGCACAGCAGACCUUAUUUCCCGAAUGAGAUUGUUAACUUGACAAGAAGGGACAGAGUAGGUGUAAUAAAUAACUUUAGACAGGUGUGUUAUUUAUAUAUUAAAUGAGAAUUAAUAUAAAGUCUGAAAAACAGAGGUCUGGGAAUUAGGACACUUCUCAGAUGGAAAGUUCUCCAGCAUAUCUCAAGGUGCUAUGUGUAGAAUGAAAGCACAGCAGCCCUUUUUCCCUUUUGAAUAAGUUGUAACUAAAUAAAUGUUUUAAAGACAAUUUGACAAAUAUGUCCUUAAUAUAUAAAAUGCAAAUCACCAUUAAGUGUGAGAAACAGACAGAGAGAUCUUGGAUGGAAAGCAGGUGUUCCAGCAUAUUUCAAAGUGCUAUGUGUAGUAUUUUAUAGGAUAUGAUCAUGCUUUAUUGGCAGAUCAUGUCAGACAAAGCUAGCAUCCAUAAGUCCCCUUAAGUCCCCCUAAGCUGUUUCUAUGUUAUAUUUAUUCUAAAGCUAUAUUUGAGACAGAUAAAUAAGGUAUAAAAAUGAUAUUAGAGGAGAGUCUUGGUGAUAAUCUUGAAUAAGAGAGCAACUAAAAAUUGUGAUGCGGUAUAAUGCAUGCAGGAAGAGCAAAUUGGAGCUGUAGUUUUUGAAUUGUUGUUUAAACAUGUUAGAUGAUAGGUAUUUUACUGAAGUUUUACACUCUGGAUAUUGUCUCUCAUCCUCCCUCUGGUUGCUCAGAACAAAGGGGGGAGGGACUGAUUAAAAGGAAGCAGCAUGAUCUGCUUUGAAACACAAAAUACUACAGGUAGCACUUUCAAACAGGUCUUGUCCAGGUCAUGCCCUAUAUAUAACGCAUAAUGUGAAUACUAAUAUUGAUUUAGUGUUAUUCCUGUUUGUGGAAACGGAGAAUAAAUGUUUGAACUUCUUUAUUCCUCAGAAGCUUCGUGAUGGUUUUCGAGUUUGCAAGUGUGACAAGGGUGAAUGCCUGUUCUAAUACUAAAAGCAAAACAAGUCCUAAAAAAAAAAUCCUUUUGCUUUUUCUGUCCUCUAAUGCACUUUAUGAGUGCAGGUGUGAAUAUUUGCCUACAACUAGGUCGAGUAAGUUAGGUUUAGGCAAUACAACUACCAGAAUAGUAUUGGAAAAAUAUCAUGGUUUGAAUUGUGAAACUGAAUUUUGAGACCAGACUGACCAAACAGUGGUACAUUUAAAAGUUCUGCACGUUUAAGGUUUCUUUCUAGGUGCCCCACUUUAACUUGACUGCCUUUGUGUUGUAGACCAAUUUAAUUAAGCAAAACAUUUUUGACUUCAAACCAUAAAUCCCUCUCUCUUCCAUAUUUGGCAUUUCCCCCCUAACAGCUCUACUGCUUCUGCUAAAUUAGUUUUUCUUUUGUCAGCUGAUUUCUCUGACGGCAGGACUUGAAGCUCCUCCGUGUGGAGUUCUUUUUGGUGACAUUUUUGUUAAUUAGACUUCCCCCUCAAAUGAAGUAAUUUGAGGGCAUCCAGCAUGUUAAUGAUCAAAUGGCACAAGUGUGCACCAGCUCAUGAACAGGUGGGAUUCAUCAGGCUGAAACAAGCAAUUUAUGACAGGUUCGCUAGUUUGGAGAGCUUGAUGAAUGUGACUUUGAGCACAUAGACUGAGUUGUUUGGGGAAAUGAGUAUGAGUCUAACUGUCUUUCUUUAUACUGUUUUUGUAUCUUUAAAAGUAUUUAAAGGGGCCCUAAUAUGCUAUUUGGGCCUUUCCUGUAGUGUGUUAAUAAGGUUUUUGAGUAUGUUAAUUGUCUGCAAAGGCUAAAAUCCCAAAGUUCAUGCCAGAAAGAGUUUCCCUCCCACACAAUCCCCCCUUUCACGUGCAGUAUAUUAAAGUUAUUUAUGGACUUUGGGCACAUAUUGACACCAUGCAUCCAUAAAAUAAAUUAUUUGAGCACAAAGCUAAUUACAUAGGCUUUCACUCCCAUAUUUCGUGGAAAGUGACAGAUCUGUUCUUUGGCAGGGCAAUGGGUUAUACUUUUUUUAUUUGGGGCAGAACACAUGAUUGACAGCUCUAUCACCCUGAGGUCAGAGGUCUACCCUUUCUGAAAGCUAAUGUGCUCCAAUGGCACAGUGUCCUUGGGGAAACUGCUAGAGGGAAGCGUUGACCUCCGACCUCUCUGAAAAUUGACUGCAGAAAUGGGCUGUAUGUAAGUCUCAAGGGGAUGUACACUGCAUGGAGAAAAUAAAUCAAAAUAGUAAACCAGCACUAAAGUUCCCUAAAAGAAAAGCUGACAUUGAGUGGUUGUGUUAGCGGCUGACAUCUAUCACAAGUAAACAAACACUUGUUUCUGUUCAAAUAUAAAGUGAGUAUGCAAAAUAUUAUCUAUGAUUUUUCUCCAUUUCGUCCCUACUCAACCUGAACUGUGAUUUGGUCACAUAUCUUUAUUUACUGUAAGAAGAACUAUAAAAAUAAGUUUUUACAGAUAUAUAUAGAUGAUUGUAUUUUGAGAUGGGAAAGUAGCAAAACUAGACAAACUAAACAGAUCAUUUGUUUUUCUAAAUAAAUUAAUAAUGAAAGUACAUUGUUGAAUAUAAUCUUAUAUUUCUAAGAUGAUGAGAACGAUUUCUUUCAAAAUUUGAGUAAGAACAUCUGAUUUCUCGUUGAUUUAAGGUACAAUUAUCCCCCCCAAAAAAUUCAGAGAAAAUAUAUACUUUUUUCAGGUAACUACACGGAUUAAUAAUCUCAGACCAUCUUGGAUUUUCUUUCUGAGACUGUUACCUUCCUCCCCCAGCUAUUUUUUUUUUUGCAAUCUUGUCAGACUGACGUGGUUGUUCUUUCACUUUGAUUUUGAUGCAUUUACAAACACAAAGUAAUGACCUGAUAAAUAACCUUAAUUCACCAGCACAGAUGAAUGUCUGGGAUCUUUGUGAUGUUGAGGAUCAUGAAACUUUAUGAUGGAUGAAAAGGCUUUCUCUUCUCCUGCUGCGGUCACUACAGUUUCUCCCCACAGUGUGCUGCUCUGCCUGGGAAUCUGUGUGUUAUGUAAGGCGUGGCAGAUUGUAAACAGCAGGGAUUGAAUUGGCUAAGAGUUGCAGAAGUGAAGUUGAUGUCUAUUUGCUGCCUGUCUGUAAACUGCUGGGUUGUAGCAGGUCAUAAACCCUCUCUGUACACAGAAGUAAACAUGCUGCUGACGAUUGAAAAUCUGUUUGAAUGUAUUUACUUACAUAUAUUUAUCUAUGUAUUACACAUCCUGUGUCCUGUCUUUUUUCCAAUCAGACACAAUUUAUAUAAAUAUUUCUCCCAAAACAUUAA
Molecule: messenger RNA, 4509 nt
Organism: Eleginops maclovinus (Patagonian blennie)
Lineage: Eukaryota; Metazoa; Chordata; Actinopteri; Perciformes; Eleginopidae
Gene: gsg1l
Product: gsg1-like
Exons: 5
Coding region: 213-1178 (321 amino acids)
Cellular component (GO): plasma membrane
Source: RefSeq, a predicted model, not a curated record